Chelonus insularis is the source of this 4365-nucleotide messenger RNA. RefSeq names its product very low-density lipoprotein receptor. Lineage: Eukaryota; Metazoa; Arthropoda; Insecta; Hymenoptera; Braconidae. Gene Ontology annotation, molecular function: calcium ion binding; hormone binding; protein binding. Gene Ontology annotation, cellular component: apical plasma membrane; signaling receptor complex; plasma membrane. The record is from RefSeq and is a predicted model, not a curated record. The transcript is spliced from 11 exons. The coding region runs from base 296 to 2992 and encodes 898 amino acids. Gene Ontology annotation, biological process: receptor-mediated endocytosis.
AAUCAGUGACUUCUGUCUCGCCCGGGAGAGAGUAACGUUCGGAGAGUAAUUGUGCACUCAAACCGGGUCUAUGCUAUCGUGCACAAUUCCUCAAAACGCCCUCACAACCUCCCGGUUUUAUUUAACUCUUUUUUCAUUCACAGUAACGUUGUUUAUUGUCAACAAUUGUCGUUUCAUUCAACACCUUUGAUUCUUAGUAUUUUAAGCUUUUAAAUUAUUCACAUAAUACUGUUUUUCAGUGAAAAAAUAAAACAAACAGUGAAACUGGAGGUGUAAAGACAGUGAAGGGGUGGUGAUGGAGUUUAAAGACCCAUCGAGUCGGCUUUUGCUGACUUUAUUAUCAUCAUUCAUUGUAAUUUUUACACUUAUCCAUACAUCAGGAGCAAGUGAUGGAAUCUCAACUGAUCCUCAAAAAGUUUGUCCCUUGAGGCAAUUCCAAUGCAAAAAUGGUAAUUGCUUACCUAUGCCAUGGGUUUGUGAUGGAGCAGACGACUGCAAAGAUAAUUCUGAUGAGAGUCCAAGCAUAUGCAAACCUGAAUCUUGCAAGGAUACGGAAUUCAAGUGCAAAAACGGAAAGUGCAUACCUGGACAUUGGCACUGUGACAACGAGUCUGACUGCUCUGAUGGAUCUGAUGAAGACUCUACUGUCUGCCGUGCCAAGAAUUGCACAGUGGAUCAGUUCACAUGCCGAUCGGGAAAUGGUGAAUGCGUGGCAUUGGCUUGGAUGUGCGACGAUAACCCAGACUGCUCAGAUGAGUCUGAUGAGGCUGACUGCAAUGAAACUUGUCGUUCGGAUCAGUUCACUUGUGCUGAUAAGAAAUGCAUUCAAAGUAAUUGGGUGUGCGAUCAAGAUGCAGAUUGCGACGAUGGAAGUGAUGAAAAAGAUUGUCCACCGACAACAUGUAGACCGGAUACGGAUUUUGCUUGCUCUCAAGGAUACUGCAUUACUGCAAGGUGGAGAUGUGAUGGAGACUUUGAUUGUCCGGAUCACUCUGACGAGAUAGGAUGCAAAGACGUGUCACGCGGUGAACACUCAAGCCAUUGUGCUGAACAUGAAUUCCAUUGUGGAGACCCUUUUACUUGCAUUCACCAGAGUUGGGUCUGUGAUAACGAGAAAGACUGUCCUAAUGGAUCUGAUGAAUCUCCAGAAAGGUGUCGCAAUGUCACAUGUAGAGCUGAUCAAUUUCAGUGUGGAGAUCACACGUGUAUUUCAGGGCACUCAUAUUGUGAUGAUAAGCAAGACUGCAAAGACGGCAGUGACGAGAAAAAUUGUACGUCAAAGAUAUCUUCUUGUGAUGCACAGACUCAAUUCGAGUGCAGCGAAGGCUCCUGCAUCCCAUUGAGUCACGUUUGUGAUAAGCAACGUGAUUGUAUUGGCUGGGAAGACGAGAGUCGAGAACGGUGUGGUGUUAAUGAAUGUUUGAAGAACAACGGUGGAUGCACACAGAUUUGUGUUGAUAUGCCAAUUGGAUAUCGAUGCGAUUGUCGACCUGGAUAUCGACUCAUUGACAAUCGCACGUGCGAUGAUGUGGACGAGUGCUUGGAACCAGGAAGCUGCUCACAAUAUUGCCUCAAUGAAAAAGGAACAUUUAAAUGCAGCUGUGCACCAGGGUAUUUGCGGGAUCCAAAGAACGUGACAAGAUGUAAAGCAGCAGAAGGACAUGCAAGUCUACUCUUUGCACGAAGACAUGAUAUCAGAAAAGUAGCUCUAGACCGUCAGGAAAUGACUGCUAUCGUUAACAAUACAAAAAUGGCUACGGCUCUUGACUUUGUAUUUCGAACAGGAAUGAUAUUCUGGAGUGACGUGAAUGAAAAAAAAAUUUACAAAGCUCCGAUAGAUGAAGGAAACGAACGUACAGUUGUUAUUGAUAAGGAUUCAACAACAACUGAUGGUUUGGCAGUAGAUUGGAUAUAUAAUCAUAUAUAUUGGACUGACGCUGGUAAAAAUACUAUCGAGAUAGCUAAUUUUGAAGGCAACAUGCGUAAAACAUUAAUAAAGGACCAGAUUCAAGAACCGAGGGCAAUCGCGUUGAAUCCAUUGGAAGGUUGGAUGUUCUGGACAGAUUGGGGUGAUGAAGCUCGUAUCGAGAGAGCUGGAAUGGACGGCUCUCAUCGAUCGGUGAUAGUUGGAAGUGAAGUGACUUGGCCAAAUGGCCUGACUCUGGAUUUAAUAGGACGGAAAGUUUAUUGGGUAGACGCGAAAUUACACAUCAUAGCAUCUUGCAACUACGAUGGAAGUGCUAGGAGAACUGUUUUAUAUUCCCAAGACCAUUUAAGACAUCCAUUCAGUAUCACAACAUUCGAAGAUUUCGUAUAUUGGUCAGAUUGGGACAAACAGACGAUAUUCAAAGCAAAUAAAUUCACUGGCAAGGAAGUCAAAGCCGUAACGCCACUAAGAUCACAACAGAAUCCGAUGGUCGUUCACGUUUAUCAUCCCUACAGACAACCUGACGGAACGAAUCAGUGCCAAGCAGUUAAUGGACACUGCAGUCAUUUAUGUCUACCUGCUCCAAGAAUAAAUUCACGAUCUCCCUUACUCAGCUGUGCUUGUCCUGACGGUUUAAGAUUAUUGCCCGAUGGUCUCAUGUGCGUCGAAAACGUAACGACAACAGUGGCACCCACAACACAAGAAUCUACGAGGCCGUUUAAAAAACUUGAGCCCACAAGUACUGUUGCAGGUCCUACAGAUGCAACUGAUGCGAAUGGAAACAGUAAUCUCGGCAACGAGCCAACAGAUCCAGGCUUGGUCGCUGGUAUAGUCAUAGGAGUAGUAACCUUAGGUCUUCUACUGCUCGCACUAGUUGCAGUGCUUUGCUAUAGGCAUUACCUUCACCGUAAUGUCACUAGCAUGAAUUUCGAUAAUCCAGUGUACAGAAAAACUACUGAAGAUCAAUUUAGUCUUGAGAAAAAUAGGUUCCCACUACCAACGGCAACAGUUGGAGAGGAGGCACAAGAGCCAUUGACCAGUCCAGGAACAAACGACUAUGUUUAAAAAAAAGGGCAGUUAACUUUUUGUAAAAGAGUUAAAGAAUUAAAUAAUCUAAUGGGAUUGUAAAGGAGGAGUAAAAAGAAGAAUAGUUGGAAUAAAAAGAAAAGAAAUCGAGUUCUGGCAGUAUGUGCCUGACCGAAAUGUCCGCCUGCUGCCUGCCAAUUAAGCUGUGAUUAUGUUUUUUUUUUUUUUUUUACUACAUACUUUUAUUCGUUUCAAACUUUAAACUAAUUAUUGCAUUUUUUAUUAAAAAUCAAAUAGUGUAAUAAUCUAGAGAUUAGUAUACUAUUUGAUUGCGUGUACGCAAUGAUGGCUGAUUUAAUUUGUAUUGCUCACUGAACAAGUGUAGAGAGGAUUAUUAUUAUCGAUUAGUACAGAUGAUUAAAUAAUUAAUUAUUGAGUUAAUUAGAAUAUAAUAUUAAAGAGGCGCCAAACUAAUUUUACGAUAUAAAUAUUAAUCGAAUCAAAGCUAGUAUUCAUACGACGUAUAUUCUCAAUACGUCAUGUAAUAUUUCAUAUAAUAAUAUAUUAUUAUAAUUAUGAUGUUAAGUCAAAGCUCGCUGUAAAGUCUGUCAAACGUCGAAUCGAGCAUUAUUUGGUGAUGUAUUCAUUAAUUGUUAUAUUUAUAAACAAUGUCUGUGUUAAAAUCUUUUAAUAUAGUUUUAAAAAAAAUUGUGAUCAUCUGAAAAUGUUAUCCAAAUUAUUAUUUAAAUUAUUAGUUAUAUAGCUAUGGAACAAAAUUGUUUUUACUUUAUUUAUUGCUAAAAAGCUUUAUUUUUAUCACAUUCGAGUGCUCGACUCGUUAGUUUAGACUUCUAAUGCACCGUAAAAGCAUCUUUAGAUGCUUAGCGUACAUAUGUACAUAUUUACCCUUGAAAUCUGAUUCUUCGUUAUAAUUUUGUUUAAUCUUGAUUUGCAAUUGUAUAUAUAAUUAUACACCAUAUUACACUACAUGUAUAUUCCUAUAAGAAAAUGCAAUCGUACUAAAAUUAUUUGAAAUAAUGCAAUGAAUAAUUACGUACUAUUUAAGUGCUUUAUAACAACAAAAAUUUAAUUUUUGUUGCCUAGUUUUAUUUUUAAUUAAUUAUUACGUGACAAUUACAAAAGCUCAUAGUGACUUAUGUUAGUGAAAUGUGUAGCCGUACAGGUUUAUGGCGUGUAGUUCAUAUCAAAGAACCAUUCAACUUGAAAUAAACCUAGUUUGAUCACUAUUAACUUUAGGAAUAGAUAAUAAAAUGAUUAAAUUAAAAUAAAAUUACUCUACACUACAGAUAAAUUAAUAAAUAAACAGUAAUGAUAAGAGCAGCUCAAUGACACAAAAAAAAUUCUGACUGCACGUCGAUUUUAAUAAAUGAAAUAAAAAGUACGACUAUUUA